This is a messenger RNA of Podarcis muralis (Common wall lizard), 8302 nucleotides long. It is a transcript of the gene TOM1L2, whose product is annotated as target of myb1 like 2 membrane trafficking protein. Lineage: Eukaryota; Metazoa; Chordata; Lepidosauria; Squamata; Lacertidae. Gene Ontology annotation, molecular function: ubiquitin binding; clathrin binding; phosphatidylinositol binding. Gene Ontology annotation, cellular component: membrane; endosome. The record is from RefSeq and is a predicted model, not a curated record. Gene Ontology annotation, biological process: signal transduction.
ACCAGCGCGUCACUUGACCAGCUCACACUGAACCCACAGCCGCCUUCCUCCAGCCUCCCCGAAGGUUAAAAGCUCGGGUUAGGCCCCGUUGCUAGGGAUGCCGCGGCCGUUGCUAAGGGCAGGUCGCGCUUCUCGCGCCGGCCCACCGGGCUUCCGUCGUCACGUGUGACGCAGGUCGGCCAGAGACAGCGGCAAGCAACCUCGACUCACGUUCGCGUGUUUGUGUGUGGGGGCGCGAGAGAGAAGGAACCAACCCGAACCAACUCGCCCAACCAAUGACAGGGCGCAUAAACAGCCAUUCCCCCAUCAGGAUUGGCUACUCGAUCCGAGCCUUCGGCGAAGAAAAGGCUACAGAUGGCUCCCUACAGAGUGAAGACUGGACACUUAACAUGGAGAUAUGUGACAUCAUCAAUGAGACAGAAGAAGGCCCAAAGGAUGCCAUCCGAGCGCUUAAGAAGAGGUUGAAUGGAAACAAAAACUACAGGGAAGUAAUGCUAGCUCUAACGGUACUGGAAACAUGUGUGAAGAACUGUGGCCAUCGCUUUCAUGUCCUAGUAGCAAACCGUGACUUCAUAGAUGGUGUCCUGGUGAAAAUCAUCUCUCCCAAGAACAACCCGCCCACCAUUGUUCAGGAUAAAGUACUUGCACUAAUUCAGGCCUGGGCUGAUGCCUUCCGAAGCAGCCCUGAUCUAACUGGGGUGGUCCACAUUUAUGAAGAACUCAAAAGAAAAGGGAUUGAGUUUCCAAUGGCUGAUCUGGAUGCUUUGUCUCCAAUACACACACCGCAGAGAAGCGUUCCUGAGGUUGACCCAGCUGCCAGCAUGCACAGGUCCCAGUCUCAGCAGCGGAUGAACUCCAGUUCCUAUUCAUCUCCUUCUCCAACGGCGUACUCUGCUCCUCAGGCCCCAGCUUUGAAUGUGACCGGCCCCAUCACAGCAAAUACAGAGCAGAUUGCACGACUGCGGAGUGAACUGGACGUUGUUCGUGGAAACACCAAGGUGAUGUCUGAAAUGCUCACAGAAAUGGUCCCUGGGCAAGAAGAUUCAUCAGACCUAGAGUUACUGCAGGAGCUGAACCGCACCUGUCGAGCCAUGCAGCAGAGGAUCGUGGAGCUCAUCUCCAGGGUGUCCAACGAAGAAGUCACAGAAGAGCUGCUUCAUGUAAACGACGAUCUGAACAACGUUUUCCUCCGAUACGAGAGAUUUGAGCGAUACAGGUUGGGUCGGUCUGCACAGAACGCAAGCAAUGGGGUUCUCAGCGAGGUGACUGAAGACAACUUAAUAGACCUGGGGCCUGGCUCCCCGGCAGUGGUCAGCCCCAUGGUUGGAAACACGGCGCCGGCGUCCACACUUUCGACCCAACUCGCUGGGCUUGAUAUAGGCACAAACAACGUGAGCGGAACGCUCAGCUCCCUCCAGCACCCCAACCCCCGGGAUGACUUCGACAUGUUCGCACAGACGAGAGGCAGUUCACUGGCUGAUCAACGCAAGACCGUAACGUAUGAAGACCCCCAGGCUGUUAAAGGACUGGCAUCUGCCCUGGAUGUUCGGAAACACAACGCAGGAGGGAGGAGAGGUAAAAGUGGCAGUUCAGACAUGGAGCCCAUAGACAAGUGGCUAAUGACGCAAGGAAUGAUUCCCGUCACACAGUCCUCUGUCAUGGAUGACAUUGAGGAAUGGCUCAGUACCGACGUGAAAGGAGACGAACUGGAAGAAGGAGUGACGAGUGAAGAGUUUGACAAAUUCCUAGAGGAGCGCGCCAAAGCUGCUGAAAGGAUCCCCAACCUGCCCUCGCCACCUCAGGAGGAACCCACGCCACCGACGACGGCAAACCCCCCAAGCAAAAAGAAACCGGAGCGCUCGGAAGAUGCCCUCUUUGCCCUGUGACGCUCCUUCCUCGGCUCUUCUUCCCCGUGUGCGUGUGUGGAGGAAGGCAACCGCGCAGUCCAGCGGCCUCCUUGUGCUCUCCAGCUAGCGACGAGCUCCCUUUGCCCUCCUGGGUUCCAUAGAUGGCCUCUCGUACCUCUUGGAAGCGAUCCAGCCCGAAUAAGCUAACAUUUCACAGAGUAUUUACAUCCAGCCUUGUCACUUCUGUGGCUGUCCUUCCCCACUCGCUAAGCUCCUUCUCUCUCGCACCCACCCACCCAGCUCAAUACCAAGACCCUCUCUCUUUUUUAAUAAUAAUAAUAAUAAUGCAUGAAUUCUUUCUCAUCUCACCUCCCCGCAUUUCCGGCAGCUCCAGAACAGAGUUGUGCAGAGGGCAGUCCUGUCUUUUAUUUAAGCCAAAACCUCCUUUCUCCCGCAAGCCAGUCCAAAGUGCAACAUGCUUGGUGCAUCUCUGAUAGUGUAUAAGUAUGUUUAGGUGCCUGUUUCUCAAGAACCGGCGUAGCCUUCCCAUAGGUUGAACACAAAAGAAAUUUAUCGUCAUGCUGCAGUCCCAGAAUUUGGCACCAUGCGUUGCCUGUUCCCCCUUCCCAGCUGGGUUGUGGAUCUUUUUCGUGGGAUGUUUGUUUGGCUUUCUGCCCUAAGGUGGUCAACUGCAGUGAGGAUUGUGACCUGGCUCUGAUAGGUAGGCCGUGUUUCUUAGCGGGUACGCUGUCUCUACAAGGGAGAAGAAACCCCCCCCCCCAAAUGGGCAGUCUUUAAAGUAGUAUCUGUGUUUGCCAGGUGGACUCCUGGCACACACAUACCAAAGGCCUGCUUUGCAUGGGUGUAUGUGAGACGCACGUGGAAAGGGGUUUAGAAUAGAUCCUCUGUCCUUGCCACAGAGGUGUCACUGAGAAUCCUGGGAGUAGGAUCCGGCCACAGCUGGGCUGCUGCGUGCAUUGCAAGGAAGCUGCACUUUAAAUUUUGAAUGGGGAAACUUCAAUGAGUAGCAUGAGACAGUGUGGUGCAUAGUCUGGAAUGACGACCCUUGUUGGCACCUCGGCUGCUGCGUUCUAAGUGAUGGCUUUUCCCGUCUUGUCUGCGUGCCCCUCUGCCUCCGCUAGCACCCCUGAAGUUGCUGUCAGGAUUUCCAGGCUGUGCCAAAUUCUCGACAGGGUACUUGUCUUUGGCUUCUCUGGCCUUCCAACAAAUCCCAAGUGGAGUUAGAGAAGGCAGAAGUGACCCUUUUAGUAUAGGAGUUGAUCUUGCUUGCUGUUGCUUUCCUGGUCCAGCGCGACUGCCACUUCCUGGGCCUCCAUACGACUGGUAACUUUGGGUGAUGAACCUGUAUGGGUGUUUUGCCUGGCGGAGAGAGGUGCUCUGAGAUGGGAGCACCCCACGCGAUCCACUGACAAUUUGGUGUGUGGUUUCAACCUGUCCAAGGGUAUAAUGUAAGGUCCACCCAGGAGGAAAGUAGCAACUGCCCCCUCCCUGGGAUCACGUCACAUAUUUGUGCAGGAUUAAAUCAAACCACGGGAGUUGCAUUCUGCUUUGUGGUGGAACUGUCUGUCAUAUAUGGUUCGACCUCCUGCGUUGCAGUUAGUUUUGCUGUUUUGAUCCCAGGUCCUAGUCUUGAUGUUUGACUUGGUCCACCCCCAUGCAGCAGAGUGAUGUGGUAGAGACCUAUGGUAGCUGAGUGGGCUGCACCACUUCCUUGUUUUAAAUAUUCCGUACAAAUCAAAAGCCAGCGCAGCAGGCAAAGGAGUGAGCUGGAAUCUUUUCUUGUUACGGUGUUAGGUCUCUACUUGCUAUGAAUGUUUACAAGGAGGAGUAUUCAAAAAGGGCCCUCUAACAGCUGCAGUCUGAAAUGAUAUUGCCCCAUUCUGCUGCCUCUUGCACCGUCCGCUCAGCGGACGUAUGCUUUUAAAAGCUCAUGCAACUGGAAGCCCUGUUUUGGGCGUGGCUGUUCGAUGCGUUGUCUGGCCCCAUGUCUAGUCCAAUUGGAUGGUGGUUUCUCCACCUGCCUGUCUGGAUAUUGUGGCACUACUCCUAAGCAAGAAUGUUUGGGUAACCUGUGUGUGUGUGUGUGUGUGUGUGUGUGUGUGUGUGUGUGUGUUGCAUGUUGACAUUCCAACGCUGUGAUCUGGCUUCCUGGCUACUUUAAGAAGGAGGACCAGGUCUCUAGCACAGGGCUCUGUCUCUAGCACGUAGAGUAGAAACCAGUUGUGUCCAUUCCAUUGCUUUGUAGUAGCUCAGCAUUUGGGAACCUGUGCCCCUCCAGAUGUGACUAGUUCAGAGCUCCCAUUAUCCCUGAUCAUUGACUGUGAGGGCUGGGGCUUAUGGCCGUUGGAUUCCCAGCAACAGCUUGAAGGACCACAGGUUCCCCAUCCCUGUUCCAGCAGCGUUGAGAUCCCUUUAGAGGUGGAUUUGUUGCAAGAUACUAUGCCAAGGAGAAGAACAGGCAGCCAUUGCCGGCUGUUUUGGCAAAGCGGAGAAGAAUCUCAUCCAGUCUAGGCUUGAUGAGAAAUGAAAUGACUUAUUAGUGUCAGAGAGAUGCGGACGUUUUUGCUUCCCCCCUGCCUAGGUGCUCCCCAAUAGGGGCAGUUCCUGCUACAGGAGGAAGGUCCCUUGGCUCAAGAGCCCUCGGUUGUUCCCGCGAGGACCCAGCUCUUUCGCCUGCAGCUAGAUGCCCUUGGAGCAUGUGAACUUAGGUUUCUGGCUAUGUCCUAGCACAGUCUUCCCACAACCUGGUGCCUUCCAGAUGUUUUGCACCGCAGCUCCCAGAACAUCUGGAGGGGCACCAGGUUGGUCUGCAACACUCACCGAACACCUGCCAGAGCUUUUUUGGGAGUUUCCCUAGCGUCUCAUAUCCCAAUGACCUCCCAUUGCUUCCUUGUGACGCCCAAACUGGGAAGUUGGAAUUUAAAUAUAUUUCUUCCCUUUGUCCUUAUUUCCACAGGCAUUUCUGCCCUCAGUUUUACUUCCUUUCUCUCCAACCAUCUUCACCAUUGCCGUAUUAACAGGGGUGAAGAGAGAAGGGGCUGUCUAUUGUAUUAGAGGCCAAAAGUGAGGGAAGGCUCUGACCCCAAGUGGCAUAAUCCACGAGAAUAUGGGACUAUCCAUUUUUUUAAAAUAAAUCCCUUAUCUGUGUUAGGAAUCACUAAAUGACACUAAAUUAUUGUUGGGAUCCUACUCAAACACUAAUGAGGCCUAUCAUUUAGGCUUCGGAUAUUUAUUUUUGGCCUGAUCCUGUAGGAAGUUUCUUGGCAUCAUCUCCACUGAAGUGAGCGGGAACUUGUACGAGAGAAAUCCUUGCUGGAUUGGGACCUUAAUUGUUACCUCCCUUCACCUGUUCCUUUUUUUUUUUUUUAAGAAACGCAUUUCCUACAGCGUCUUUAUUAACACCUCUGUGUUCUGAGGUGUCAGAACGAAGAAAACAAAUUGUUUCCGUUUAAAAUAUAUUCCAUGUGUGAGGAGGUGCAUAGCAUGUUCCUUCUCUACCACCAAACACCCCCCCUUUUCUUAAGUGUUAUGUGUAGAAUUCAAAUCUGUAUAAGACUGGUGCAAUAGCAAAACCUGUUACGAAUUCUUAGGCUAUGAAGAAAUUGUUAAAUAACCACGUGUGUGCCGGGGAGGAGGAAGAACCUUUAAAUGAUAACAAAGCAUCUUAGAAAUGGAAAGUGACCAUUUGGCCAUUGUCCUGUCCAUACAGCUGUGCGGUUGUCACCAUCCUGGUUCCUUCCAGAUGUUUUGUACUGCAACUCCCACCACCCAGCUGGGUCUGAUGGAAGUUUUCGCCCAAAACAUCUGGAGCACACAAAGUUUCCAAAGACUGGCCUCCAGCAUCUGUCUCUCUGUCCCCAUCUGCAUUAUACAUUUAAAGCCAUAUCAUAUCACUUUAAACAGUCAUGGCUUCCGUCAAAAAAAUCUGGGAAGUGUAGUUUGUCCAGGGUGCUGAGAGGAGGCCCCUAUUCUUACAGAGCUAUGAUUCCCAGAGUUCCCUGGGAAGAAGGAAGGGUUGUUCAACCAAACUGGAAACUGCAGCUUCGUGAGGGGAACUGGGGUGUCCUAACACCUCUCAGCACCCUUAACAAACUGUAGUUCCCGGGAUUCUUCGGGGGAAGCCAUGACUGUUUAAAGUGGAAUGGCUGUGAUUUAAACUAAUAGUGUGGAUGGGGCCAUAGCCUUUGGGGGAGACAGUGAAACCUUCCAGCUUCCAGGAAGAAUGGGGAAAGAAUGAAACGGGGGCAAGGAGGCUUCCAGCCAUAGCAAGAAGGCCACGUUCUUUCCCAUUCCCUAGUCUGAGACCUGCCUCUCUGGAGCAUUUGCUACCAGCUUCUGUUGGCCCAGACCUCAAGCCUGCUGUCCACAGCCCAGAACUGGCUGUGCCAGUGCAGUGGCUCUCUGUAGCUGCUGCAUCUUGGUAAUCUGGAUAAGAAGAUAGCCGUCCCGUUGACACUACAGGAGGAGGAGCAGGAGAAGCUGUGCCUGGCCUUUUCCUGUCACUCCCCAUCCCUGUCCUGGGAGGACAGGCAGAGGAGGAACAAGAGGGGUCCAGGGAUGGGAAAGCACUUUUUCCUUUGUAAAAGAAGGUUGCUGGGGUUCUAGUUUGCUGCCAGCCCUUCAUCUGGGUGGUGGCUGGCAGAUCAGUAAAGAAAGCGUCUCCAACAGAGGAGAUGGGGAUAUUUUAACCUUUUCAUUGCACUCUUCCCCUGCACAGACAAAAGAACGCCAGAGCUGCAUCAGUGCUCACUUCUGGCAGUCUAGCAUGCAUCGAACCUUCCUUCAUUCGGUUUAGUAUUUCCCAACCUGGUACCUUCCAGAUGUUUCAAACUACAGGCUGGGGCUGAUGGGAGUUGUCCUCUAAAACUGGGGAAGGUCUGAUUCAGUCCCUGUGAGGAUCAAAGAGAGGCGAAAGCAUCCCCUACUGGUACUUACUGCUAGGAUAAGAAGGACUGGUGCAGGGCAUGGGAUCCCCCUGAUUAAUGGCCUAUUGACCCCACAAACUUUAAACCUUUGGCUCUGUUUUCGCUGCCGUGUCUCCCGCCCAAAUGAUCCCUGGGAAAUGCCUGUCUGCAAAGAGGUGAGAUGCAUUUGGCACAAUUCAUGGCACUCUCCCAACGCAGCAGUUCCCAGGGCAAUUUUUUGUGCAGGAGGGGGGUGCAGAUCAUAAAUGAUGAUUUUUGAAGUGGUCUCAAUCCAGUUUAAAAUGUCUCAUGUGGAUAGGUGAGCUUGCCACUAAACCACAACUCCCAUCAUCCCUGACCAUUGGCCAUGCUGGCUGAGGCUUUUGGGAGUCCCGGCAAUGCCUGAAGUUGCCACAGGUUCCCGAUUCUUAAAUAGAAGUGAGGAACUUGGGUGUUUAUUUGAGCCGUUUUUUCAGGCUUAGCCUGGAAAGCAAACUUAACAUGGUCUCAUGACCUUUCAGGAGAGCACAGAAGGUAUGAAGUAUGGACCCAAUUCUUUGCUCAACCUCUGGUGUUAAAUGCUGACUUUAAAGUUAAUAGCUGCAGCCAUAGAAGCAUCAACACAAGGCGGCCGUGGAUGAAUGGCAGCUGCAGGAUAGCAGUCGAGAAUUGGGCCCUUUUAAUUAUCCAGCAUCUGGCCUGAACACUUGGCCUCCUUUUAACCUCCACCCUGCUUUGAUACCUGCAGAAGUGCGGACCACACCUGAAUUUGUGAUCCCACAACACCCUUUUAUAAUCUCACAGGAAGUGGCUUGCUUAGAAAUUUCCAAAUCUUCUGUACAGUCCUUUUGAACCUUAGGCAUGCAGUGACUGAACCUGCUAACUAUUUGGAUUUUAAAACAAACAAAACACCAAUCCUGGCCUUUUGUCGUCCUGGUUCCUCAUAUAACCCCUAUAAAUCUGUUUCCUGCUCUUAUUUCUCCAUGGCAAGCAAAUGCUUCUACAGAACAUCCUUAUUCAGUGGGGUUCCUCUGCCCUCCGAGAAAAUUAGUAUGAGCUCCCCCCCCCCCACGUCUGCUAACUGUUGCAAUAGCAUCACCCCACCGUAACCUGUGUCAUAGUGUCUCCAUCUGUAUAUUUUUUAAAAAGCUCUAGGCGUGUCCAGAUUAAAAGUGGAUAAUAUUUAUUUACUGAAAAUAUUUGUUUGUUUUGUUUGUUUGGGGGAGAAGGUUGGUGGGCAGGGAAAGGGAAUUAAUUGUUUUUUAAAAAUGUAAAGACAGCUAUGUAAAAAUUAAUUCUUUAAAUGCCUUUAAAACUAUCCUGGCUUUUCUCUCUCUCUCUCUUUCUCUCCUUCCUUUUUAGUGAUGGUGUUCUUUGUGUGAGCGAAAACCUGCUAAACGGUUUUUGCAUCAGGAUGUAUUAAUUAACCUGCUGUCACUUAACUCUUGUCUGUCCGUCGGUCUCUGUACAUUUUUUUUCUCCUUUCAUUCUUGCAUGUGAAAUACUCCAAUAAAAUACCGUUAGUGCAAA